Molecule: messenger RNA, 1216 nt
Organism: Neocloeon triangulifer
Lineage: Eukaryota; Metazoa; Arthropoda; Insecta; Ephemeroptera; Baetidae
Product: U-scoloptoxin(19)-Sm1a
Exons: 4
Coding region: 273-773 (166 amino acids)
Source: RefSeq, a predicted model, not a curated record
GCAGCACCAGGGAAGGAUCAAACUUAUUCUUUUCCAAAACCUUUCUGCCUGCUGUUAGAGGUAGAAACACGAUCAGACUAAUUACAGGUAUUCCAGGCCGACCUGCCGCACACUUUCGCUGCUGCUGCCAGGGGCUUUCUCGCUUCAGGUGCACAAAACUCUGCUCAGCGUCUCUUGCGCUUAUCGGCUGCGGGUGUUCGCAGCAACCAAGUGCACAUAUUUAAAACCAACAUCGUCCCCAGGCACUUCACUUGAUUCCCACCAACCUCACAAUGCGCACCUACUUGCUGACGCUCCUCCUGGCCGCGGUGGCCGCCUCGGCCCUCAGUCUUCCCACGGCCCAAGACCAAGAAGAAGAGGUCACCACUCAAGUCGCAGAAUUGCCGGAAGUUGCAGAAGUGGAGGAAGAAAAUUCGCAAGAAGUUUUGACCACGGAGGCGGCAGUGGCGAACACGAUGAGCAACGCAAUCACGAACGGCGUCAGUUUCCUCAACUCGACCGUGCACAACGAGCAGUCCUGUCUCAGGACCGGAGGCAACUGCCUCCCCCAAAUCGAGUGUCCCCCGGGCGCCCUCAGCCCCAGCAAGGGUCUUUGCCCCGAGCAGCAGGACCUCGGCGUUGAGUGCUGCCACGGACUUUCUCUGUUGGAGACAAGAUGUAAAAACCGCGGUGGGCGGUGCACACUCGCAAACUCUUGUACGCGAGCACUGGUAGAGGACCGCGCUGAAGAUUGUCCUGAUGACAAAGUUUGCUGCGUGCUUGUCGGAAUUUGAGUGUGUGAAUAAACAUGUCCUUCUACAAUCUUUGAUCAUCUACACUUUGUAAAUAAAUUUCAUUGGAGCAAAAAAUUUCAAAUUUUGUUAUAAUCUAAACAAAUUUUAAUAUUCAAGUUUUUAUACACCGGUAAUUUAAAAAAUCUUAAACCCAGCAUGGCACCUUCCUUUUUACCAUGUGGGUGCCAAAAUCCGAAAGCGACCGUGGGUCGGAAUGAAUGAGUCACGCUCACAUAGUGGUUCUAUUGUUAUUGUGCAUCUUAUAAAGCUCAGCCCUUUUUGGAAUAAGAAGAUGCGGGUAGCAAGUUUCAUAAAUAAUAACACAAGAAGUUACUAGAAUCUAUUAAUUUUUUUUAAAGCUAUGUAUUAUUUUCAAUUAAAUUAUAAAAAUUGUUGUUAAAAAUAAUAAUAAAUAAAUCAGACUUAACAACAUUAAAUUCAAA